Messenger RNA from Paramecium sonneborni, 1785 nucleotides. The record is from the annotation of a GenBank genome assembly. Lineage: Eukaryota; Ciliophora; Oligohymenophorea; Peniculida; Parameciidae.
AUGUAAAAUUAAAAACUUUGUCUUUUUUUUCUCAAAAAUAAAUGUAACAAAGGUGAUUAAUGUUCUUAUAAACAUGAUAUUGCAGAAGCUGAAAAAAUUUAAAAAGGCAUUUAAUAAUAAAGACAUAGAAUUCCGGAUGGAUAUAAAUAAUAAAAUUAUUAAAGUGAUGAUUAAACAAAAAGUAGUUAAAAUUAAUUUCGAUUUGAUGGUAUUAUUAAAUUAUGAUAAAAGGAUUGUAAUAAAGAAAAUAAUAAAAUAAUAUAAACAAUAAUUCAUUUACAAGAGAUAGAUAAUAAAAUGAUAAUUAAUUUAGAAAAUUUAAUGACAAUUAAGGUGGACAAUUUAAGAAUAAUUAAGAAAGACAAUUUAACAAUAACUAAGGAAGAUAAUUUAACAAUAAUUAAGGAAGACAAUUUAACAAUAAUUAAGGAAGAUAAUUUAAUAAUGAUUAAGGGAGAUAGUUUAAUAAUGAUUAAGGGAGAUAGUUUAAUGAAAAUUAAGUAAGAGAACAUUAUCAAGGUAGAGAUUAAAAUAUGAGGUAAAAUAAUGAUGGAGAUUCAUAAAAUGAUAGAUAAUUUAAUGAAGAAAAUAAUUAAAGAAGAAGAUAAAAUCAAUAAUAAGAAAAUUAAAUGGCAUAACCUAAUAGAUUUUAAUAAAAUAAUUAACACUUUUAGUAAAAAUAAGAUUUCAGAUAAUAAAAUCCAAGAUAAAAUUAAAAUGAAUUUAAAAAUAAUGCAAGAUAACUUGAAUGUGAGCAUAAAAUAUUUACUUAAAUUUAAACUUUUGAAAUCACUGAAUUUGUUUAAUCUAUCUAUAUUGAAUAAUUUUAAGUCUUAGGAGUGGCUAAGAAAAAUGCACUUAUAUUUUAUAAAGUUAAUGAAUAAGUAAAUCUCAAUAAUAAGACUUAAAUUUAAUUGCCUGAAAAUAUAUGCUCAAUUUAUUAGAUUUGGAGUUAAGUUAUUGAUAAUUAACUUGUAUUAAUUAUUUCUUAUCAGACAAAGAAAAUAUCAUUAAGAAAUAUUGCAAUUUAUCCAAAUUUGUGGUAAAGUUAUUAACAUUAUACAAUAUUGGAUGUAAGUAUUAAGGAAAUUGUACAUUGUAGAAUCUAAGGAAAUUUAUGUUUAGUUUUUAGCAAUGAUGGAACUCUAAGAGUAUAUGUAAUUCAAAAUACAACAAUAUUAUUUCCACCAAGAAUUUAUAAUUUUGAAAAUCCUAUUGAAUCUGUUCUAAGUAUUCCAAAAUCAAAUAAUGAUGAAACAUAUUAUAUUGGUUUUCAGAAUGGUUAAUUAUUAUCUUUUUAAAAUGGACAAUUCAUAUAAAUUCCUCAUGAAUUAAACAAUUAAAAAUUUGCAUUAGUUGAUAUGAAAUAUGAUUUGAACAAUCAGCAACUCUUUUUAUUAUUUUGGCAUUUAGAAGAAGAUUUAAGUUAGAUAAUAGUCUUAAACUUAAAUACCAUGAUUACUGUGUUGAUAUUUAAAUAAAAUGUUAAAAUUUCUCAAAUAGAAAUACUAAGAGAUUUUAUUCUCUGUUCUAAUUCUUUAGGGAUUGUUGAUAUUUUAAAAUUUGAUUAGAAUAUGUAACUAUCUCCUUUUUCAUAUUAUCCUCAUUAAAUAGAAUAAUGUAAGAAUUCAAUAUAAUAUAGCAAAAUCAUACAAUAAAAUUUAAAGCUUGAACAAAAUUACAUUAAAGAAUCAAAAUCAAGUUGAGAUAUAAUUAUUACUUCUAGGUAGAACUUGUUCAGGAAAUUAAACAUAGAAUAAUAUAGAGUUACUUUGUUUUAAUUGA